Molecule: messenger RNA, 6394 nt
Organism: Aphidius gifuensis
Lineage: Eukaryota; Metazoa; Arthropoda; Insecta; Hymenoptera; Braconidae
Product: mucin-17
Exons: 5
Coding region: 843-6296 (1817 amino acids)
Molecular function (GO): serine-type endopeptidase inhibitor activity
Source: RefSeq, a predicted model, not a curated record
AGGCAAAGACACAUCAACUGUUGUACGCAAACAGCUUCAAAGACAACUUUUAUAACGAUUUGACUUUGGAGGGACUCACCUACAUAUAUAUACAUUAACACACAGACAACAAAACACCGGUUACCAUUCGUUCUUGUUCCCCAUCGUCAUAAUUAUCAUCACUACCAUCAUCAUCAUCACCAUCAUCAUCAUUAUCAUUACCAUCAUCGGGUCUGUCCGUGUCGGCCAAGGGUAUCCCAACAAUUCAACUCACAGUGCACGAUUAUCUGGGGUACGGGCUGGUCACACAGGUGCUUCACAAUUCACAACUGUGUUCAAGUAUAUAACCAUUCAAUUUAUCAUCACAACUCAUUUGAUUAUCAAUCAGAUGUCAUCCAAUUAACGCGAGUGACUUUAUAAAAUCAAAUUAAAAAAAUAAUUCAAUGAAAAAAAAUUAAUAAAUAGGAAAAAAAAGUGAUAAAAUUAAAUAGAAAAGAUAAAAUAUAAAAGGGAAAAAAAAUAAGAGUCAGAAGAAGAAGAGGAAUCUCAUCUCUCUGACCGUAGAACUUACAACGGGGUCACUACCCUUCGUCCAGUGGCAAGGCCAACCACAACGAUCUCACGUUCUUCGAUCAACUCUGAGACUCAACAGAAAUAAUAUAAUAAUUUUCAAGUUGAUAUUUUAAUUUUUUUUUUUUUUCCAUAUUUAAAGAUAAUUGUUAUAAUUUAAAUAUAUACCUUGAGACAAGAGGAAAUAUAUAAUAAAAAAAAAAAAUCAUUCGUGAUUUUUAUACAAGUGAUUUUUGACAGGUAUGCCGAGGUAAUCUUCACAAAAUAAAAAUCAAAAGAUAAAAAAAAUCAAAAUGAGAAGAAUCAUAAACUACAUGUUGCUCUUGACAUUUCUCUCGGGAGUAAAAUUUCAAUCGGCAUUAAAACUUCCAAUUGAAGAUGAGAGAUUUCAUAAUUCAGAAAAAAAUUUAAGAUCAAGGCUGAUUACAUCAAUGCCGAUGUUUUUGAAUGAAGAAAAAAUAAAUAAUUAUGAUGAUGAAAAUAUAUCAAAACGUACAAUUCGUUCUUCUGAAUUACCUGCAUCACCAGCAGUACUUCUUCGACCUGAUAAAUUUCAAUUUUAUACAUUUAAUCAAAGAGGCGAUGUAAUUACAAAACAAAUGACUGAACAACAAAUACAAAGUUUAAUUGCUGCUGGUGGUGGACAUUUACCAAUGGAAAUUCAUGAGCCUCAAAAAGCUGGUGAUGUUCCAUUAGGAGGUUUAAAGGUUGCUGAUGUUGUGCGAAAUGUUCAGAAUGUAUUGAGUAGUGAGUUAAAUAAACCAACACCAGUUAUAACUUCAAUGCCAACAAUUCCUGGUCAUGCAAAUUCCGAUUGGAGUAGUAUAUUACCCUCAAUUUUAUCUGGUGACAUGGAGACUAUUUCAUCAGGUGAACAAAGUAUGACGAUUGUCACUGAAACGCCAGAAAUAAUAUCGAUAAAUCCAAUCGAACCACAAAGUGUACAAAAAAAUAAUGGAAUGUCAUCGAGUAAUGAUAAUAAAUUUGAAGAGAAACCAAUGAUUCAAGUACCGGUUAUAACGGUAGAUGAACUACCAAAUCGUCAAUCUCUAUCUAAUAUCAGUUACCAACACGAAAAAGAACAGUCAACUAAUGGUCCAAUAUUUGAAAAAUUAAAUACCAUUUCAGCUUCUCAAUUGAAGGAUCAGCAAAAGCUUAAUAAUACAAUUUUAACAUCAAUGAAAAAUACAUCAGUACAAAAUCAAAUGACAGAUGCUUCUGAAAUUAUUGAUCAAUCAAUUAAAUAUAUUUCAACAAAUAACGCAACUUUAGAAAAUAAAAAUAAUACAAUCAUUGAUGCUCUGACAGAUACCAACUCAAUGUCAAUCAAAGUUCCUGUUAAUGAAGAUGAGAUAAAAACCCAAGAAAUAUUAAAACCAAAACCUGAUAUUGCAAAACCUGUUUCAAUUAAAAAUGAUAACAAAAUUAUGCCAAAUGAGACUGUGAAAGUUAAUCAAACAGAAAAUAUAAAACUUGAUACUGUAAAAUUAUCAGAUAAUGACAAAAUAACAAGUGAAAUUAAAAAACCAAUUGAAGUUUUAAAUGAUAUUAAAAAUACAUCAAUUAAUACUGAUAUUUUAAAUGAUACAUUUAUUAAACAAACAACUGAAUUUAAUGUAGAAAUAACAACAAUUGUGCCAGUUAAAAAUAUAUCUGAACAGACAGGUGAAAAAAUUGUAACGGAAGUUUCAACAAAAGCAACUGAUACACCAAAUAUUCCAAUAGUACUACUUUCAAUUAUUCAAACGAGUGACAAGAAAAAUAUGACAAAUGAGACGUUAAAAUCUUCAACAACUGAAAAACCGGAAGUUGAAAUAACCACAAUAUAUUCAACACCAAUUACAACAACGGUAAAAAUUGAUAUUCCCACAACAACCUUGACAUCUAUAACAACCACUCCCAAAGUUGAUGUUACUACUGGUACUAUUUCUGUUACUGAACCUGUAAAAUUAAUUCAAGAAGAUACAAAAGUAGAAAUGACAAAUCCAGCAGUUGAAACUAAAACUAAAAAACCACAAAUAUUAUUAACAACUAAAGAAGCAAUAAUUGAUUUUACAACAGAAAAUCCAUCAACUACUGAAGCAAUAAAAACAUUUACGACUGUAACACAAACUGAAGAAGCAUCAACCACAAUGUCAAGUGAAUUUAUUUCAUCUACAGAUGCCACAUUGAUUAAUCUUGUAUCUUUAAAUUCAACAAAAAUUCCACUCAACCCAUUACCAAUUGAUUUAGCUGAUUCACUUUCAAGUAUGAUUUCACAAAUAUCAAAAGAUGUUCCUGUUGUAGUUACAUCUCUUGAUAAAAAUAAAACUGAUAUACCAAUGGCUGAUUUAACAAAUAAGUUUGCAGAUAUUAUGCAAGAAAAAACAACAAUAAAAGAAGAAAUAUCAACAACAGAAAUUCCUACAACAGUAAAAUAUUCAUUGAAUGAUAAUGCAAAUAAGUUUGCAAAUAUUAUGCAAGAAAAAACAACAAUAAAAGAAGAAAUAUCAACAACAGAAAUUCCUACAACAGUAAAAUAUUCAUUAAAUGAUAAUGUUAAAGAAAUUUUGUCAAUUAAAAAUACGACAAGUAGUACUAUUGAAGAGACAACUACUGUACAACCAACUACACUUGAUGCUGUUAUUACAACAACAGAAAAAACUUCAAUGAAAAUUAAAGAACAAAAUUUAAAUGACACAACUGAUUUUAAAAUACAAAGUAUAAAUAUUGAAAAAGUAUCGUUAAUUAAUGAAAAUAAUAAAAAUAUAUUAAAAGAUAUAGUAACAGUUAAAUCAGUGGUUGAUGAAGAAUCAACAGAAACACCAAUUGUUCGUAUUGACGUGAUGGAAACAAAGCCAGAUACAAUAGUCAAGAAAAAUAUCACUGAGAGCGUUGGUAAUUUAACUGAAUCACCACUUGUUAGAAUUCAAAUAAAAGAAUCAAUUUCAACGAUACAUCAAUUAUUGGAAUCAUCACCAAUUGUCACGAGUACACCAGCUGUGGAAAUUUUAACAAUGCCAACAAAUGGUGCAGCUAAUAAUAUAAGUAGUGGACUAAUUGCUGGAUAUCCAAGUAAUGAGACAACCUUACUCAAUUUAAAACCAUCUGAAAAUGUAAAAUUGGAAUCAAAAGAAGAUACUGAUAGUUAUUUAGAUACAGCAACUUCUACAACAGCGAAUGUUUAUGACAAAAAAAACUUGUCAAUAUUUGAUUUAAUUGAAAAAUAUGAAGCUACAACAGAAAAAAUUCAAAUUGAUCCAGAUACAACAGAGUUUACAAUGCAAAAAAUUGAGUUUGAUCAGUUGCCAAUUUCAAAAAAUAAGCCUAGCUUAUCAACAACAACAACAACAACUGAAAAAAUAGAAAAAGAAAAAAAUAAAAUUGACAACACAACAGUAGAAAUAACAACUGAAAGUUUUAAAAAUUCUACAGAAAUUUCAAUAAUAAAAAAUUCGACAACAGCACAACUUAUUGAAAAUAUUAAAAGUACUGAUGAAAAUUUAAGUUCUUCGUCGUUCAAUCUUCUUCCAGUAACAUCAACAGAAUUGCCAAAAAUAGAAAAUAUUGUUUUAAAAAAUACAACUCCAGUAGUUGAAUCAACGACUGUUAUGUUUUUGGAAAUAUUAAAUUCAACAAUGAGCAAUAUUAAAAAUGAUACAAAAACAGUUGAAGUGUUGCCUAUGACAACAAUAAAACCUUUAAAUUUAAAUGCUUCAGUUGUUCGAGUUGAUACUACUCCUGAAAUUCAAACGAUUGAACUUUUAAAUUCAAUGAAACCAACAGCACCAAAAAAAUCAGAUACAAAUGAUACUUUGAUAAGUGUAAAUGAUGAAUCAAAAAUUAAAGUUGAUCAAACUACAGUAAAAGGAAAUAAAUUACAAACAACACAGCCAUCAGUAUCAUCAACAACUUCAUAUGUAAAUGAUUCAUAUAAAAAAUUGGGUGAAACUCAUGCUGUACUCAACAAAUCAUCAAGCACAACAUCUUCAUCCUUGGAAAAAAUACCAUCAAGUUAUUCUACAGAUAUUCCAUUAAAAGUAAAAGAUCAGAAAAAAGAUUCAAGCAUGGAAUUAUUAGAAAUUAUGUUGCCAAAUAAAAUUUCUACAAAUUUAAAACCAUCAUCAUCAUUAGCUGAUAAUAUAUCAUCACAAACAAUUAAGCCAGAAACAACAACAAAGCUAGCAGAAUUAAUAAAAAUAAAUGAAUCUGCAAAAAUUCCAUUGGAAUCAGAAAAAUGGACUUUAAUACCUCAAAAACCACUAACAGGUUUAAUUAAAAAUGGAAAUUAUGGUGGUAAAAUAAAUAAUAAAAAACCAAUUGAAGCUGUUAUUGAAAAAGAAUCAAAAAAACCAACAAGUGAGACUGAAAUUUUACAGCUAUCAUUGGAUCAUGCAACAACAGCAGAAAGUUUAGAUACAAGUGUUAAAAAUUUAGAUAAUGAUGUAUUAUAUUUUACAAAUUUAUGUAAUGAUCUUGCAUUUACAUUUUGGACAGCAACAAAUCAAGGUUUAAGUAAUGCAAGAUCUCUGGCAUUAUCACCAUUUGGUAUGACAAGUAUGCUUGCAAUGGUAUUUUUAGGUGCACGUGGUCCAACAUCAGAUAAAAUGAAUGAUAUUCUUAAACUUGAUGAUGUUGCAUCAUUUAAUCCUCAUCUUGUUUUUCAAAAUGUAACUGAUUCAUUGAGUAUUGCACGUAAACAAGGUAUUGCAAAUGCUGCAUUUGUUAGAGAAUUAUUUGCUGAUAGACUUAAAGUUAGAAAAUUAAUGCCAUUUUAUAAAGAACAAGCACAACAAUUUUAUGAUGGUUCAGUUGCUGAAGUAAAUUUUGCAACAAUAAGUGAUCUUGCAAGAAGAAGAACAAAUUUAAUGAUUAGACAACAAACUGGUGGAAGAAUUAAAAAUUUUGUUAGUGAUAAUAUUGUAUCAUUAAAAGCUCCACUUGCUGCAUUAUCUGCUAAUGUUUUUCAAAGUGAUUGUAAUGAUGUUGAUGCAAGUUCUGAAGGACGUGAUGGUGAACUUUAUUUUGCUGUAUCACCAGCAAUUAGACAAAGAAAAUUAAUUCCAGUACCAUCAGUUGUAUGGAGAAAAGGUGUUUAUGCUGGUUAUGAACCAGGUUUAGAUGCAACAGCUGUAUCAUUAGGUGGUCCAGAAAAAUUAAUUUCAACAAUAUUUGUUAUACCUGGACAACAAGGAUUUACUGCAUCUGGUGAUAAUUUAGAAUUACUUGAAGAAAGACUUAUCAGAGAAGCUACACAUGAUGGUGCAUGGAAUAAAAUUCUUAAAGUUAUUAUUCCAAGACCUGGAAUUGAACUUCAAUUACCAAAAUUCAGUCAUAAAAGUAUUAUCAAUGCUACAUCAGCACUCAAGAGAAUGGGCUUGGAAGAAUUAUUUGAUAAACAUGCUAAUCUCAAAGGAAUUAAUGGUGUUGGAGCUGAUUUACAUCUUUCAGAUGUUUUACAGAUGAAUCUCUUUAGUACUUGUGGUGAUGAAAAUAUUAUGAAUAGUAAAAAUCAUGUUGAAGUUUAUCCUGGUACACCACAAAGAAAUAUUCGUUUUCUCAAAUCCGAGAAAGAAGAUGAAUUUGAUUACAAUGAAAAUAGUGAAGAAGAAAAAGAUGAUGUACUUUUAUCAAGACCAGUACGACAAACUGAUGAAUCAGAAAAACCAAGAAUAAAAUUAGACAGGCCUUUCCUUUAUUUUGUACGACACAAUCCAACUGGUUUAAUUCUUCAUAUGGGUCGUUUUAAUCCAAGACUUUUACCAUAAAUAAAUCCCAUAAAUUUGCUCAUAUUAAAUAUAAAUUUUUUUUUUUAAUUUUAAUUUUAAAUCAAAUGAUAAUAAUUGAGAUUAUUUUAAAAAGCCAA